Triticum aestivum (bread wheat) is the source of this 496-nucleotide messenger RNA. Its product is annotated as subtilisin-chymotrypsin inhibitor-2B-like. Gene Ontology annotation, biological process: response to wounding. The record is from RefSeq and is a predicted model, not a curated record. Gene Ontology annotation, molecular function: serine-type endopeptidase inhibitor activity. Lineage: Eukaryota; Viridiplantae; Streptophyta; Magnoliopsida; Poales; Poaceae. The transcript has a single exon. The coding region runs from base 62 to 349 and encodes 95 amino acids.
GCUAGCACAGCAGCAUUGACUUGGGAUUUGGGGAUCACAUCACACAAGAAAAUAUUACUCCAUGGGAGGCCAAAAGGGUCCUGCUGCGAUCAUGGUGGGUGUGCUCCUCAUACUGGGGCUGGCCACUGCGGCGAUGAGCUCCUCGGAGAAGGUGGCCACCGGCGAGAAGACGUCGUGGCCGGAGGUGGUGGGGCUAUGCGCGGAGGAGGCCAAGAAGAUCAUCCUCAAGGACAAGCCCGAUGCCAACAUCGUCGUUCUCCCCGCCGGCUCGAUGGUCACCAUGGACUACGAUCCCCUGCGCGUCCGCAUCUUCGUCGAUACCGUCGCCGAGGCCCCCCACACCGGCUAGCUAAGCUUGGUACCUACACGGUUACACAGAAGUGACUAUUAAUGUCAAGGGACAUGGAAGAAUAAUUUCAUAUACCCCCCAUAUCCAUGCAUGGAUGUCACGGGCAUAUGUGUGCUAGCUCCUUAAUUUGCAUUGUCACUUUAGUUU